Molecule: messenger RNA, 3430 nt
Organism: Hipposideros armiger (great roundleaf bat)
Lineage: Eukaryota; Metazoa; Chordata; Mammalia; Chiroptera; Hipposideridae
Gene: FYTTD1
Product: forty-two-three domain containing 1
Exons: 9
Coding region: 105-1058 (317 amino acids)
Biological process (GO): mRNA export from nucleus
Cellular component (GO): nuclear speck
Molecular function (GO): mRNA binding
Source: RefSeq, a predicted model, not a curated record
GUGCGCGCUCCCUCGGUGCAGCUAGUCCGUGAGCGUGAGUGGGAGGUGGCAGGCCUCAGACUGUGGCCUUCUCCACUAACUGAUCCAGCGCGACGCCUCCAGCCAUGAACCGGUUUGGUACCCGGUUAGUGGGAGCUACGGCGACCCCGUCACCGCCGCCGAAAGCCCGCAGUAAUGAAAACCUCGACAAAAUUGAUAUGUCUCUGGAUGAUAUCAUCAAAUUGAAUCGAAAGGAAGGAAAGAAGCAGAAUUUUCCGAGACUAAAUAGAAGACUCCAGCAAAGUGGUGCCCGGCAAUUCAGGUUGAGAGUACGAUGGGGAAUCCAACAGAAUUCUGGUUUUGGUAAGAAUAGUCUGAGUCGUAGAGGAAGAGUGAUGCCUGGAAAGAAACGUCCUUAUGGAGUUAUCACUGGACUUGCAGCUAGGAAAGCAACCGGAAUUCGUAAAGGAAUUAGCCCUAUGAAUCGACCACCUCUAAGUGACAAGAAUAUAGAACGAUAUUUUCCAGCGUUAAAAAGGAAGGCAAACCUUCUGAGACAAAAUGAAGUGCAGAGGAAGACAGCUGCAGUUUUCAAGAGACCUAACCAACUAAAUAGAAAAAAUAACAUUCCAGCCAAUUAUACCAGGAGUGGAAAUAAAUUAAGUCAUCAGAAGGACACUCGUCAGGCAACGUUUCUUUUCAGAAGAGGCCUGAAGGUUCAGGCCCAGUUGAACACAGAACAACUGCUAGAUGAUGUAGUAGCAAAGAGAACUCGUCAAUGGCGAACUUCCACCACAAAUGGAGGAAUUUUGACUGUAUCCAUUGAUAACCCUGGAGCAGUGCAGUGCCCGGUAACUCAGAAACCGCGAUUAACUCGUACUGGUGUACCCUCAUUCUUAACAAAACGGGAGCAAUCUGAUGUAAAGAAAGUUCCUAAAGGUGUCCCCCUGCAAUUUGACAUAAAUAGUGUUGGAAAACAGACAGGGAUGACUUUGAAUGAGCGAUUUGGGAUUCUGAAGGAACAAAGAGCCACUCUCACGUUCAACAAAGGAGGAAGCCGCUUUGUAACCGUGGGAUAGAUCCCGUGUCAAAAGAACUUUGGAGUGAUGACUCUGUUUAAAAAGUUGAAUUGCUUGAAGUUUAUCACAGAAAUUCAAGAAACUUUAUUUCAAAAUAUUCACAAGGCUAAAUUACUCUUAUUUUUAUUUUUGAAUUUUUUUUUUGUUUUUUUUUUUAAAUGUAUAAAUAAUGCCCUGAAAGAAUAACAGGGAAUAUACCUAUCUGUUCUUAAAGAUUUCUUGGUUGGCCCAGACAGAACAGUUCUCUGUUUGACUUUUUGGUUCCUCAUGAAACAGAAAGAAGACAGAAAGAUAGAAAUUAAUUAUUUUUAUGGUAGUGGUAUUUAAAAUCUCAUCUCCUUUGCCCAUUUUUUACACUUGGCCAUGAUAAAUCUUGGUCUUCAGAAAUAUGAGUAAGUCCCUUUGUUGCUGUCACUUAUUCUUUAAUAGUGUUGAUGUAAUAAGUGCAGUUGACUUCAUUAGAGAUAUUUAAAAAAUUAGAAUUCCACUUUUGUGUUUUAAGAUCUGUGGAAAUAUAUGGAACUUGGCUCAUUUUUCACAUAGUAUUAGGUCAAUCCUCUAGAGUUAAAAAUAUUUAAAGUUGAAAUUUUAACAAGAAAGGUGACUCUAGGCAUUAGUCUCAGUUUAAAAUGUUGCUGUUUGAAGGCUAUAAAUGCAUGUUUACAAAGUUAUCUAGUAGAGCCUUGGAGAAGGUCCAGUGUAAAAAUCUGACAGUUUGUGGAAGUAAAUGAAAAAAAACAUGAGAGGAAAUAAUAGGUUGAAGACAGGUAACUGAGGUGAAAAACUUUAAAACCCCCGUCAUAGAUAUACUGUUUGGAUUUAUUGUAGUCUUGAGUCUAGUGUCCACAAAGAAUUCUUCAAAUGGUAGAAAAAUUAUAAUUAUUAAAAUGGAUUGAGUCCCUUAGAUAUUUUGAUAGUAAAAUUCAUAGCCAUAAAGUCUUUUAUUUCCUUAUUAUUUGAAAAGUUAAAUCUUACCAGCAUUUAAACUUGCUAAAUUAAACAGUAUACAGCUCCAAAAACAAAACUAUACUUGUAUAUGUCACAAAGAAAAAAAUGCAAAAUGAGAAUAGAGUAACAUUGUAACCUUAUACCUUUCACUCUGAUUUCUUGUGUAAAGUUCAGGCAUUUAUGGUGAGAAAAGGUCCCCCGGCCCUGCCAUGCUCUGGAGGGGAAGGAGGUAACAGUUAGUUUGUUGUGCCAAGUUAGUGCUGAGUCCUCAGAUGGUUGUAAUCUACAAGUUAUGGUAUAAUGCCAGAAUGCAGCAAAAUACCCAGCUACAAGUUUGUUCAUUUUGAAGCUUAACCUUUUGACUUGCUAUAAUGUUAAAACCUCUAAAUAGGUGUUAGCUUCCCUAGAGUGUAUUAUUAGUGUUGAUUUUCCCUAUUAAAAAAACAAACAAACACGAAAAAUGAAACAAAACAUAAAGUUAUCACUCCUGCCUGCCUUGCAUUGUAUACUAGGUUUCAUUGUUGUCUCCCAUGCUCCUUGGGUUACUUGGUUCAUGCUAGACACGGAAAGCUAUCAAAAACAGUUCCAUGCUUAUACCAAAGAAUUAAAUCUGAUCCUUAAUACCUGGUAUUUUGCCAGUAAAUCUACUGAUAAAGGAUUAUUGGAAGCCUGUCACACAAUUUAAAAAUAAACUCUAGUCUCUCCUUAGGCCAAGGACUCACUGCAAAACAUUUUUGCAAGAAUGAAUACUUAGAUUUAAUCCAUGAACCAAUACAUUUUAGACUGGUUUAGAAUUUCUGAUAGCUUAUUUUAAAGCAGAGGAAAAACAACUGAGCACGAGUUUGCUGUCUAUAGAACGGUUUGUGAAAAUAUGGUAUAAAGAUUUUUUCAUUUUCUUGUUAUUUUAAAUAUUGUACAGAGCUAUUAUUAAUGCAUUUUUUUGGAAAAACCUUAAAAAUUGCCCCAAAUAUUGACAUUAAGGUCUUCAAACAACAGUGUCUUUGGUAUAUUAAACUUUUGCUAUUCAUGCAUCUGUAAUUUCAUUUUCUUUUUAAAUAUAAAAUUUUGCUUUCAUUACAACUAAAUUAAAAUUCUUCAGUGCUAACGUGUUGUAUAUAAACAAAAGAAUAUGCUUUCUUGGAGGAAAAUUUCCUUCUUUGAAUGUGGUUGUAGUCAUCCUUUUUCAGUUCUUAAAGUUUUUCUUUAAACAAGAUGCAACUUAAAUUUAUUUCCUUUGCAUCAAGGUGUAUGCAAAACAUUGAUGCAGUGCAUCACAAAAUGAAAGUUUGUAUUUAAUGAGGAGAUGCUUUACACUGUACUUUUUGGUGUUUUUUGGAGAAGUUACAUUUAGAUCUAUUCUGAAGCUGUUCAUUUUUAACAAAUAAAAUCUUAUAGGACUCAUGUGAUUUAUUCUUAGCUAUAAA